AUGCACCCUGGUGUGUCUUUCUGUAUUUUAUGGAGUGUGAUUUCGGUUGCUUCGUUUACCGUAGUAGCAGGUGUUGCUCUUAUAGCUCUCGGCGCCUCCGGUGUACUGCGAUCGCCUUCGUCCAAUAAUAAUAAUGAUAAUAAUGUCGCAACAACGACGCUAAGUUUGUUCGACAGUUUUUCUGCAGCGCCAUUCGCUAAUAUUUCGAUUUAUCCUAACGGUUCCUAUCAACGUUCUUUGUCCUCGUUCACAGAAACCUCCAGCGUUAGUCCUCUGAUACCGUUCAACGAAUCGAUAUUGAACCAAUUCGGCGGUACUGACAAUUCAUCAUCGAUCUUCGAAGCUGGUCGAGCACAAUACUUGUAUUUUCAUGUACCAGCCGAAUUAUUACCGAAAAAACGGCCCAUUUCGAACUCUGUAGUCAAAUUGAGAACAUUACGAGCUACAUUAAACAGCUAUACCGGUGUAGCUCUUCAUUUUGGCACUGCCGGAAGCAACGAUUUGCUUUUUGUCGUGCCGCUGCCAGACGCAAACGGCCCCAAUCAAACAAGUCCGGGCGUCACAACUUUGCUUAUCUUGACCGAUGGCUCGAGAGUCAUUCGAAUAGCAAUCGUUACUCCAUCGAACAUCUGUCAACUCCCGAGUGUCAAACCCAUAGACGCAUGUCUCUACAUCACCUAUCAAGCUCGUUUGGUUAUCAACACUAAUCAAAUCACUUCUUCAGUUUCCGUGACUACCAAUUUGGCAUGUGGUGACGUUUGCUCAUUGCAGAUGUCUCCAUGUUCGACAACGUGUACGCAAUGUGAUGGACAGCAAGUAGCCGGAGCUGAUACACCCGUUUCUCGACGUUAUAGCAUGGGUUCAAAUUCGGCAACAUUCGCAUUUGACUAUCAAACGUAUACAAUUAAAGAUCGAAUUACAGUUUGGAACGGUGCGACACUCGUAUUUGAUACCGGAUGCAUUGGUGCGGAUGGAACGACCUACGUUACCUAUGCGAGCACAUCGUCAUCGAUUCGUGUUGAUGUCGAGCCUAAUUGUGCUUGUACCGAUCCUCUUGGAUGUACCGGAACUGUUUGGUACUUUCUUGUACACUGCUUAAAUCUCACACAUGUUGGAUGA
This is a messenger RNA of Didymodactylos carnosus, 1119 nucleotides long. NCBI's taxonomy places the organism in Eukaryota, Metazoa, Rotifera, Eurotatoria, Philodinida, Philodinidae. The record is from the annotation of a GenBank genome assembly.